This is a messenger RNA of Topomyia yanbarensis, 1050 nucleotides long. RefSeq lists its product as uncharacterized. Gene Ontology annotation, molecular function: N-acetyltransferase activity. The record is from RefSeq and is a predicted model, not a curated record. The transcript is spliced from 3 exons. Bases 322 to 1035 code for a protein of 237 amino acids. Lineage: Eukaryota; Metazoa; Arthropoda; Insecta; Diptera; Culicidae.
CCAAAAAUUCGAAAGAGAAUUAAAUAUCACGAUAACACGAAAAACAAAUACGAGGAUCGUGUUUCAACUCCCUCGGGGUCCCCCACUCUGUCAGAAUAAUCCGAUAGUAAACUCUAGAGUAAUAGAUCGCUAUAAAUUUACCUAUAGUUGACCGAAAUAAAACUAUGUCAUCGUUAUCUUCGCCACAGCUGUUAUCAGCUGCUAAUUCAAUAUCGCUCAUAUGUAUGCUAUUGUACUCAUGAUACCACUCAACGCCUCUUUUAUUGUGCCUGCUACCAUUUUAAACAUAACAAGUCAUUCGUAUCCCGUCGCCGUACCAAAAUGACCUGGGAACGCCCCACCACCAUUCCAUACCCCAUGGUAUGGCACGAAUUCCAAGGUCCUGAUUUGGGCAAUACGGACAAUCUGGUCACCUACCGGGUGCAGGACCUAACGCCGAAUCGGUUUGAUGACAUGGUGCAGCAUUUUCUUGACCACUAUCUGGACGAAGAACCGGAAUGCGUUGCUAAAGGAAUUUCCGGAGAUGCCCUAGCCAAGCGGGAGAUUAUCGAGUAUUGGCGUUGGUGUUUCGGUCGCAGGUUGACACUGGUUUGCUACAAGGACGGAUCGCGUGAAAUUGUUGGCGGUAAUUUGCUGAACGUGAGGACAGCGGCAAGGGAAGAUGUGCGAAAGGUGGAAAGUGAAAAGUUGAACGGAAUUUUCACCAGCAAUGAAUAUUUGACGGAUACUUUCGAUGUUUUUGGCCACUACGGCGUCGACAAGUAUUGCACUGCGUACGGAAUGGCAGUGCGACGGGAAUACCGCGGAAUGGGGAUCUGUCGUGAAAUGUUGCUGGCACGAAUUCCGAUGUGUAAAGCAUUCGGGCUGGCGCUUACUUCAACGAAUUUCACCAGUGCCGGAGCACAGGCUGCCGCCGCCAAGGCUGGCUUCCGGAAUGAUUUUGAGAUAUCGUAUGAUGACUUAGCUAAACUAGGUUAUACGUUUCCAAACAUCACUUCGAGAAGUACGAAAGUUAUGAGUUUAAUCAUCAAAUAAAUUCACAUGCCCGUC